Molecule: messenger RNA, 2142 nt
Organism: Exophiala bonariae
Lineage: Eukaryota; Fungi; Ascomycota; Eurotiomycetes; Chaetothyriales; Herpotrichiellaceae
Exons: 6
Coding region: 1-2142 (713 amino acids)
Molecular function (GO): oxidoreductase activity
Source: RefSeq, a predicted model, not a curated record
AUGGCUUACGCCAUCAAAGGCAUUCAAACCGGUCGUGGAGCAAAUGGUGAACUGCCAAUCCGGCGAGAGAUCGACGAGUGGUGGUUUUCCCCUAAUGCGAAUGACCUCAAUCAGAGAUCGUUAUUCAUCUAUGCUCUCAUCAAUUUUCAGAAAAGGGGUUUGGACAAAAACGACGACCUUUCCUACUUCGAUGUAGCAGGUAUUCAUGGAUACCCUUUACAACGUUGGCCGAGGGAAACAAAGGAUCUGAGAGGACGCAAAGGGUACUAUUGUUCUCAUGGUAAACCCACAUUUGCUACUUGGCACACGCCAUAUAUGCUGCUCUAUGAGCAAAGACUCUGGGAAGAGAUGCAUGCAUUGAUUCCCACAACAUUUGCGGCACAAGACCAGGCGGCGAUGAAAAAAGCAGCAGAUAGCUGGCGUUUGCCAUUCUGGGAUUGGGCCAUGAAGAAACCAAAAUGGAAUCCUGAGAACCCCGAUGAUCCAGUCAACAAGAUUCCGGGAAAUGGUCCCAAUGUCCCUUUCCUCAUCACACAAGAGAAUGUUUUUGUACAGACCAAGACCGGAACCGCCGCUCCCGUCAAAAACCCAAUGUUCCAUUUUUCUCUCCCACCCAAUAAAAAGUUUGGCGACUAUGGAGUUAAAAACGAGGCACGCGCGCCAUGGUGGGGAACAUGCAGGGUCACAUCGCGGUGGCCUAAUCUCCCUGAACUCGAUGCAGCAGUGUGGAAAGACCAAGUUUCUGCGGCUGAGAAAGUAGCAUACGCUGAGGGUGAGAACCAAGAUUACCGAAAAAUCACCAAGCAACUUCAGGGAUCGGUAGAAGACGAUGGAUAUUUUGCCAACACUCUUCCUGAGGCGGUUUACAGACUCUUCAGAUCUGUCGAUACUAAGGGAAAUCCAGUCAUGACUUACGACAACUUUUCCACGGGCCAUUUUCAUUUCGGGCAGCAAACCCAAGACUAUCCCUCUCUGGAAGGCAUCCACAACAAUCUUCAUGGCUUUGCUGGUGGAAAUGGGUAUCUAGGAAACCCUUCCACAGCAGCGUUUGAUCCCUUGUUUUGGGUCCAUCAUUGCAAUGUCGAUCGCCUCUUAGCCAUUUGGCAGGAUCUUUUCCCUACACAGACCCAAAAAUGGCUGGGCACUGGUGCAGGGACUGAUGAUGGGAAAGUCGAUGGCCCGGAAACACAUCUUUUCCCUUUCUCAAAUGAUACCGCAGGAACCAUCUUCACAUCAGUGACCUGCAGUUUCAAACACCAAGAGUUCGGAUACACAUAUCCAGAGCUCCAGAAGUGGCUCUUUACCAGGGGUGGACAGUUCAACCACCAAGCUUAUGUCGACUCCAUCCACGCGCAAAUCGAACGUUUAUACUCGACUACGCCUAAGUCAGCCUUGCUUCUCAAGGCAAACAAGAGUGUCGCCAAGACACAAAUGUCGGCAAUGACCCCAGCAAACCUUCAAGUGGAGAACUUUCCACCAGCCCUACUUGAGAUGGUGCCGAAGCCGGUGUUGGAUGGUGCACAGGCUCCGAUCCAAGCUCCACCCGACGAUGUUACCAAUGAUAAGUUCGGAAACCCACAACACACCACAUGGCAAAGCAAGGAUUACGUCGUGAACGUAGUUUACGAGAGAUUUGCCCUUGGUGGAAAACCCUACACAAUCACCUUUUUCCUAGGUGAUGUGCCAGAGGGCAACGAAUAUGACUUUGCAGAUAACCACACCGCCAUCAGCUGUGUCUACAACUUCAGUGCUGAUGUGGAAGGCCGAGGCGUCGAUGAGACUGGCUGCGAGAACUGUAAAAAGCAACAGGUCGAAGGUGCUCUAUUCACUGGUCAAGUCAUUCUCACCGACUACUUGAUCGAGAGAAUUACGCAAGCACAACCCCACAGAGGGCUUACCUUGGCCAGCUUGGAUGAGCAGGAGGUUGUCGCGUAUCUGAAAGCGAACUUGCACUGGCGCAUUACUGAUGAUGCGAAACAUCUGAUCCCCAAGGAAAACAUGCCGUCUCUGAAGAUCUCAGUCGCCACCGCUCAAGGUACUCAUUAUUCCGAGGCCGCGAGACCAUCGCAGUACUCUGCAUACACAACCUUGUGGAAUGUCACAGAGGGAAGAUUGGGAGGUGCUGCACCUGGAGAUGUUUGA